Messenger RNA from Anopheles moucheti, 675 nucleotides. Its product is annotated as transcription initiation factor TFIID subunit 10-like. Gene Ontology annotation, biological process: transcription initiation at RNA polymerase II promoter. NCBI's taxonomy places the organism in Eukaryota, Metazoa, Arthropoda, Insecta, Diptera, Culicidae. Bases 106 to 525 code for a protein of 139 amino acids. Gene Ontology annotation, cellular component: transcription factor TFIID complex; nucleus; SAGA complex. The transcript has 3 exons. The record is from RefSeq and is a predicted model, not a curated record. Gene Ontology annotation, molecular function: promoter-specific chromatin binding; RNA polymerase II general transcription initiation factor activity.
GCUUUAUUUACCCACAAAUAGAAACUGUUUGCAAGGAGCUAGGUGUCUGCGUUAACAAACUUUCGGUCGAAUUUCAGUGGUAACCCCUAAACGAAUCCAACCAAAAUGGGUGAUAAUUUCGGUAUACAUCGUGGCCCGAACAAGAAGACGGCAGAUAUGGUGGAAGAUCGCACGCAGGGGCAGAUAUUGAGCGAUUUUAUGAUGCAGCUGGAAGAUUACACACCGACGAUUCCCGAUGCAGUCACUUCUUACUAUCUCAAUUCGGCCGGUUUCGAGGGAGCGGAUCCACGGAUUGUACGCCUCAUUUCGAUCGCUGCCCAAAAGUUUGUAUCGGACGUCGCGAACGAUGCGCUGCAGCAUUGCAAGACACGCACGAACAGUGCACCCAGCUCCGGGCACGGCUCGUCCAAGAACCAGAACCAGAAAUCGUCCAAGGAUCGGAAGUACACGCUCACGAUGGAAGAUUUGCAACCGGCAUUGAAUGAUUACGGUAUAACUGUGCGUAAGGCGCACUAUUUUGUCUAAAAAGCAACAAUAUGGUCGAUUUGGGAAUUCGUUGGGGCGCCAUGUUGUUGUCAUUCAGGAGAUGAUUUUUUGUUUUUAAAAUACUUUUCUACUUUUCAAUUCUUGAAAAUUAUCUGGAUUCCAAAUAAAUAAACGAAAUAAGACGAUCAA